UUGACUGAUGGAAUUUUGAAGCCGUGGCGGAACUAGAAAUUUAAAUAAAAGAAUUUAAAAGAUGCAUGUCGAUGAAUUCAACGACUUAUAUACACAAAAAAAAAAAAAAAAAAAUCAUCUUUGUCCUAUUUACAUAAUACAAUUUUUUCAAGAAAAUUGUGUUGGGUCCAUAUACUUCUGACGUGUUCAAGAUUUGAAGCUUUUUAUGUAGGUUUCGACUUUUGGUAAACGUGUUGUAUACGAGCAUGUUAAUUUGCCCAAACACUUAUGAAACGAAAAAUAAUACAGUUGAGUUUAUAAUCAAAUAUUUAUAAUAAUUAGUGAGUUUCUUAAUAGAUAUAUUGGAUCUGAGAAAAAACUAUUGGUUCUCAUGAUCCCAUAUGUUGUACUCUAGGUUCGUCUCGCCGAUAUGCAGGGGCGGACCUAUAGCUAAAUUUUUGGUGCUCUAGCACCCGUUAAGUUUGACGCAGAUUAGGUAUGAUUAUAUAAAAUGUAUUAAAUUUGAUAUAAAAUUUGGAAAAUCACCCGGUAAACCAAGAAGAUGGGUGGGUGCUUUAGUUUUCAGGUUAAAUCUUAAAAUUUUGGACGUCAAUAGGUGUGUUCGAAUUUUUCGAACACUAACGACUCCUAAAUACUGGAUCCGUCACUGCCGAUAUGGCCCCCCAUGCUGACGUGACAUUAGCCAACUUGCAGUAGGUAGUGCUCAGUCAAAUGUGAAGUGGGAAUGUAAGUAAGACUAUGGAAGAGUUUCCCAUUUAUUAUACCAUCUGAAAUUGUUUUCCAUUUGUGAUCAUUUCAAGCUCAGAAAUGCAUGGUAAGGUUGUAUACAAUAAACUCUUGUCAUUCGGCCCUUUCUCGGAGCGUAUAGCGGGAGUUUUAAUGUACAGGACGGCCUGUUUUUUUCUGGUCAUUUUAAACUAAUCUCAGUUGUUGUCUAAGCUAAGAGUAACAGAGAACUAUGGCUUAUGCUGCUGUGGCUUCUCUUAUGUCAACUCUAGGAUUGCUAAUGCAAUCCAAUUCGUGUUUAGUUCUUCCGGGGGAAGAACCAACUAAAUCUCUUCACGAGAAAGUGGAAGAACAGAUUCAAUCCCUUCGCGAAAAACUUUGUUUACUACAAGAGUGUCUAGAGAAUUUGGAAAAGAAUAUCAAUGAUCGUAAGGCAGUUGAACGCUAUGAAGGCAAGAUUAAAGUUGCAGCACAUGAUGCAGAAGAAAGAAUUGAGUUGGCACUGGGAGAAAUUUAUGAUGCUGAAACUGAAAAGAAUUGGAGAAAAGCUUAUAAGAAGCUUUGCAAGAGGUUGCAACAAGCAUCUAAGUCAAUUGAUUCCAAGAGCAGAAAAUUGAGAGAAAUUACGAAGAGUAGUGGUUUGAAGACAAUGAGUUUGUUAGUCCAAAGUUUUGAUUUGCCUGAACAUUCUCCGCAGCUUGACAACAACAGCGACAUGGUCGGACAUGUAAAUGAGUUGGAGGAUAUGAAGAGUAAAAUCACGGAUAUCUCAUCCAAUGAAACAGAAGUUGUGGCAAUCGUAGGUAUGGAGGCAUCGGUAAAACAACCUUUGCUAGAAGAAUUUAUGAUGAUCCAAUGAUAAAAUCACAUUUUGAUAUUGUAGCAUGGGCUACUAUGUCGAAGGAAUACUGUGUUAGAAGAAUGUUGUGGCAACUUCUUCAUUGUAUUCCAUCAUCCAAGGAUGUAAUCCGCGAGGAAAUGGAUGACGGUGAUCUAGCUGGAAAAUUGAAACAGAAGUUGUGGAAGCGGAGGUACCUAGUUGUCAUCGAUGAUAUAUGGACCGCCAAGGCUUGGUAUGAUAUAAGUCAAUGGUUUCCGGAUUGCAGAGGAAGUCAUGUCCUACUUACAACAAGCUGCGCGAAUGUGGUCGGUUAUGUUGCUCCCGGUAAGCCUCCUCAUCACAUGUCUUUUCUAAUUGCAAAGCAAAGUUGGGAACUAUUGCAAUCGAAAGUACAUAUCUCCUCGGAAUUAUUUGAAGUUGGAAAGAGAAUUGCAGAUAAUUGUCACGGCUUGCCUUUGACAGUUAUCAUAGUAGCCGGGCUUCUGUCUAAAUGCAACAACGCACUAGAUGAAUCGGAGCAAGUGGCACAAGCUGUAAAAUCAGCGAUAUUUAAUGAUCCUCAUCGACAAUGUGAAAAGGUCCUUACUUUAAGUUACUACUAUCUACCUCAACGCCUAAAAGCUUGCUUUUUAUAUUUUAGAACCUUCCCCGAAGAUGAAGAGGUUAACGUGAAUAGAUUAAUCAGCCUAUGGGUUGCAGAGGGAUUUUUAAAGGAGCCGGAAGAUAAUAAAAGUUUGGAGGACGUAGCUGAAGAAUGUUAACAAGAACUUAUAGAUAGAAGUUUGGUUCUCUUAGGCCAACGGAGUUUUUGGGGGGAGGUGGUGCUUGGGACAAGCUCAAGGUGAGAAGGAGAACCCCCUACCUGUUAUAAGCCGAGCCCCACAUGUCUGUCUAACGAUUAUGCGAUUAUUUAGUGGUUUUCAUCAGCUAAAAUCUCAUGAUUGCUAUGAUCAAAAGAAAAGAGAGAGAGAAAUAUUAGAGUUCAAGAAUUUCAAAAUGAUUUAGAGUAUUGGAUUUAAGAAAGUUAAACUCUCAUCGUGUUCAGACCUCAGUACUAUUCGAUUUGGUGCAUCUAAGGUAUCUACAUUUGUCCAUUAGAAGUCACGAACAUCUCCCUCUCCCUCGUUUCAAAUUUCAAAAACUGCAAGUUUUGAUUGUUGAAAUAGAAAACUCUGGGAGCGUAAUGAUACCUAUCGUUAUUUGGACUAUGCCACAGUUAAGGAUUGUUCAUUUUAUGAAGACAGGAUGGCGAUGUCUGCCGAAUAUACCCAGCGGUGAAGGUAAGCAUGCAAUAGUGGAACACCUACGCACCAUAACUGGAGUUGGUCCAUCAUGGUGUAAAAAAGAAAUCUUUGCACUAACGCCUAACUUGACGAAAUUGGAAGUUGUAUUAGAUCGCAUUGCUGAUGACUCCGAUUAUUUUUUUUCUUCUUCUGAUGACUGGGAUUACUUGUGGCCCAACAAUCCCGCACAUGAUGCCUUUUUCGAAAAUCUGAGGGCUUUCCCCCCAACACUUAGAAGGCUGACAUUAUGCGGUUUGAGUCUUAAUUGGGCGGCUAUGGACAUUGUAGGCAUGUUGCCUAACCUCGAAGCACUCGAAUUGAAAGAUAACGCAUGUGGGAAUUCUUCUGGGACUAGGUGGAAACCGAGUAGAGGAGUGUUUUCUCGAUUAAAGUUCUUGUCACUAUGUAAUAUGGGAUUUUUCACUGAGUGGAAAGCUGCCGAUGAUCAUUUUCCUGUUCUGGAGAGACUUUUUAUAUCUCAUUGCAUAUGGCUAGAAGAGAUUCCGCAAGAAUUUACAAAUAUUCCAGCACUGCAAGUGAUCGAGUUACGUGAGUGUAGUGUUCACCUGACCAAAUCAGCAAAGCAGAUUCAACAAGAGCAAGAAGACACCUUCGGAUGCCAAGUGACUAGUGUUCGUGAAUCCAAUUGUGACUACGUGAUUUGCAACCAGUCUGUCAGACUUCUGAGGGGAGAUUCUUGAAUGAAGAAUGUAGUUAAAUGUUAUUGGAUUUUGUCUGGUGUUUGGUAUUCGUUUUGGGGUCGCUUAUACUCAAGCAGGAAUUAGCUGAUGUCAAUCUUAAGAACUCCUGUAAAGUUAAGGAGUCUUGGAGUAAUGGGUAAAGUUGUUGCCAUGCGACCAGGAGUUCACGGGUUCAAGCUUUGGAAACAGCCUCUGACAGAAAUGCAAGGUAAGGCUACGUACAAUACACCAUUGUGGUGAGGGCCUUCCCCCGAUCCUGUGCAUAGUGGGAGUUUUAGUGCACUGGGCUGUCCCUUUUAAUCUUAAGAACUCCUGUGAAUAUAAUGUCCUUCUCGCUUAUCCUCCCAUACUACUAGUUGUAGUAUUACUCUUGCAGUUCUUGUUAUUCUGUUCCUGUUACUAUCGUAUCACUUUCUUGUAGUUACUUUUCCUCUUUUCAGUAUGCUCCGUUGUAUACUUCCAUUAGUAUUUUCUCUUGGCUUCUUCACUUUCAUUCUUUUUUUUUCCUGCUUUGCAACUCUUUUACUUGAGGGCCUAUCUAAAACAGUCUCUUUACCUCUCAAGAUAGGGUAAGAUUUAUUUAUACUCUAUCCUCCCCAAACGCCACUUGCGGGAUUACGUUUAUAUUAGCUCCCACUAGUUUGGAGAGAGCGGCCCUAAUUGUCGACUCCUAGUAUGGUGCAUGAUUUGAUGGUUGUACUCCUCCCCGUACCAAGUAGUUAAUCAGAUUUACGCUCCUCCCAUUUGACACAAAAAAUUUCUGGUGUAUCUUUUCUGCUGGUUGGAAGUACUCAGUAAUGUUUAGUUGCUUCGCGAUACAACAUCCAUGACUUCUCCAUUCAAGCUUCCAUAACCAAUAAUCACCAUGACCGUCAGCUUCCAAAUUUGGCCAAAUAGUGUGAAAGAGAUUCUCUAAAUUUCGGUUGUUAUUCAUCUUCGCAAAGCAUAACAAGUUACAAUCAGUAUACUGUUAUCAACCCUACGACAACAAUAACAAUUCAGUGUAAUCCCACAAGUGAAGUCUGGAGAGAGUAGCGUAACAAAACCAGUUAUGCACUUUCUUGUCUGACAAAACGUUGGAGGCCGCUGCAAAACAUACUGCAUAAUUUGAUAUUGUUCACUGAUAGCUCUGAGAAGAACACAAAGUUAAAAUUACUAUCAAGAUGACUACUUAUGGUUAGUUAGUUAGUGAGUUGUUAGAUUAUGGAGUUCGAAAGCAUGAAAUUUAAUAGUUCGGUUCUGAUAGAGUAGAGACAGGCCGAAGAAGUAUUGGGGAGAGGUGAUUAGACAGGACACGAUGCAAUUUCAUGUUAUGUUAUGAGUAUUUAGAGAAGAAGGUGGGGAAUCAAAUCCUCACCAACACGAUCUGUUAUGUUUGUAACAGAUCCAAUCAUUCUCAACAGAUGUCUUUUCAAACACCGAGUGGUUUCCUCGAUGGACAACAUGUCGUUGCUUGCACAAUAUUUUUGCUCAACUUCUCAUCCAUGUUACAAGGUGGGGCAUCGAACCCUCACCAACAAGAUGAACGUUCGGAUAGCCAACCAACUGAGUUAUUAAGAUUUUCCUCCUCUUCCAUGUUUUACUCAACGAUUGCCAAGAUAUUUUGACUAUAUUUUUUGUAUUUAGAAGUUAGAACCAUUAGUUGAU
Capsicum annuum is the source of this 5198-nucleotide messenger RNA. RefSeq names its product putative late blight resistance protein homolog R1B-13. Lineage: Eukaryota; Viridiplantae; Streptophyta; Magnoliopsida; Solanales; Solanaceae. The transcript has 2 exons. Bases 2751 to 3551 code for a protein of 266 amino acids. Gene Ontology annotation, molecular function: alpha-tubulin binding. The record is from RefSeq and is a predicted model, not a curated record. Gene Ontology annotation, biological process: protein folding.